This is a messenger RNA of Anopheles maculipalpis, 1036 nucleotides long. RefSeq names its product phospholipase A1 member A-like. The record is from RefSeq and is a predicted model, not a curated record. Lineage: Eukaryota; Metazoa; Arthropoda; Insecta; Diptera; Culicidae. Gene Ontology annotation, molecular function: lipase activity. The coding region runs from base 8 to 985 and encodes 325 amino acids. The transcript has 8 exons.
ACCCAUAAUGAGAUUAUUAUUCGGCGUGCUUACCGUUCUAUCGAUGCUGGCAGAGAUGGGCGCCAUUUUCCAGGGUGGCGUGCUGGAUCUUAACUUCUUUCGCUGCAUGUGGACGAAGAACUACGAGUGCCCGCACGAGGACAUCAAGUUUUUCCUCUACACACCUUCGUUUCGGAAAGGAAGAAUCAUCGAUAUGAACGAACCGAAGUCCAUCUUCAAGGUCGGAUUUAAAACGAACCAGCAGACAGCUAUAAUCAUUCACGGUUUUAACGGAACACAGACGAGCCGACAUAUUAUGUUCCUUAAAGAUGCCUACCUUUCGCGCAAGUUCAACGUGUUUGCCGUAGACUGGGAGGUGUUGUCACAGUAUCCGUGCUAUUUUUCAUCCCUUUCCAACACAAAGCUGGUGGCACAGUGUACGGCACAGCUUUACUCUUUCCUUACGUUUGCCGGUUGUACUAGCAAGCAGAUAACGUGCGUGGGCCAUUCGCUCGGUGCCCACAUAUGCGGCAUGAUGACUAACCAUCUGACGAAGAAGCAGUACAAAAUCAUAGGACUUGAUCCAGCACGACCACUGAUAGAGAAGCACGCAUCGAAAAAGUUUCGCCUAACGCGGGAAGAUGCACGAUCGGUACAGAUUAUACACACGAAUGCCGGUUUGCUUGGACAAAGCGCGUUUACCGGUCGGGUGGACUUUUGCAUCAACGGUGGACAGGUGCAGCCUUACUGUGAGGGUGAUCGAAUAAAACAAGCCCGCUGUAGUCACUUUUUGAGCGUAUGCUACCUUGCCAACGCAAUCCUAGCGUCUAGACCGAUGCGAGCUUUCCGUUGCCCGUCUGGAUGCGUUCCCGACAAUCGGAUACCUUUCGUCAAGUCGAAUCGUGUGCGGAUGAAAUGGUUAACAGUUGGACAAGACACACCGGGAAACGUUACUGGAGGAUACUGUGUGCAUAUGGAACAAACCAUGAACUGUCCAUUUAACUAGACCGGAAACCAUUAGACGUGACGAAGUGAUGAGGUGCAGUGCAAUUCAUAG